Molecule: messenger RNA, 4486 nt
Organism: Porites evermanni
Lineage: Eukaryota; Metazoa; Cnidaria; Anthozoa; Scleractinia; Poritidae
Source: the annotation of a GenBank genome assembly
AUGAGUGAUUCUAACGAUCAACUUCUUCGUACCCUAGUGACGAUAUUAAGCAAUCGCCAGCCCUCUUCUGGGACUCACUCGUCUUCUACGGGUUCGAGUGCUUCCAACAUCGUUCGUUCUCUAAGGGAUGAUAACCGCCUUGCCGACGAUGUUGGUCGCGUGCUUGGUUCGUCGCUCCCCGCAUCGAGUAGAACUGGCCCUGUCAUGCCCUCCCUGCAUCAGUCUUUUUCUUCUGGACGCUACGUUCCAUAUGGCAGACGUAAAAAGAGGGAGCCAAAAUCGUAUGACAUGAAAUUAGUCCUCGUUGACUUUAUUCGUGAAGUCAACGAUACUGGAAAAACCGAAAGCUAUGACGGUAGUGUUCUCUUAGACGCCCCGUUUCGGGUGAGAGAAAAUGAAUCGGACUCUUCCAUUCGAACAAGGAUUCUCGCCAUUGUUAAAUCUAGAUUUCCUUUGUUUAACGAAACUGUUCUGUACGCCUCCAGACAGGGCAGAGUAGUUUUAAAUUUAAGUCCUUGCCAAACAUUAGACGGUAAAGCAGUGUACACCCUUAAAUCGAAGUCGACCAACAAUUUGUACGUUAUGUUGUCCGCUCCAGCACCUGACAGGCCUCCGCCAGAUGGUGACGAGGAGGAGGAACGUGAGCACGAAAGUGAGGUGAUGUUUUUUUAUUUUUUUUUGCAAUAUCUGUAGUCCAAACUGCUAUUUUUUCGUCAUUAAUGAUCUGAUAUUACUACCAUAAGUUAAAGUUUUGAACAGUCACAAUUGUAUUUACAAGAAACCAAAGAAACAAACGUAGUGUCAGUAAGCACAUUUUCUCUGACUAGUCCCAUAAUAAAUCGCUUUAUUGUUUCAGUUGGUAGAUUACGCCACCAGAGAUGGCGGCCUACUGUCCUUUUCGGCUUCUACGCCACGCUCAUCCAAAUCUUCGGAAACACGCGGCAGACAGGUGAUUUACUUAUUGUUAUUCUUAUUUUUUUCAUCUAAACUUUGUCUAAGUUCUCUAGUUAAUCACACUACUUACUGACUUGUGUUCUCUUAACCGUCUUCUAUAUUUUGCUAUUUUGUGUUUUUGUUGUUUUGUGUUUUGUAUUUUUCACUUGCGAUUUGAAUGUCGUGUUUGAAUAUGAAGGUCAGAUUGUAAAGUAGCAAAUCUGUUUGCAUGUGCAUCGCAAUUUUGUACUUUCUUGUUGUCACUGCACGGACACUGCAUGAAAAUGUCUAGGUAUCGUGUAUGCGCCGUUUUUGUCUGGGUUUCAGUUUUUUUGAGGAUUGGCGAUUUUUUUGUGUUUUGCGAGAACUACUUUUUUGCGAUUAUGACAGAUUUUUUCUUAUUUUUGGAAGUCAAUUUUUGCAUGUUUUCAGAAGGCCCUUUACAAUUCUUGGAAUGUUUCCUUUCUAAUUUAGUACGUGCAAAGUGAAGUACUACGCAAUAGUACUGUGUGCGUACCCUGUGUAAAUCUAGUAAAACAGCUAAUACACGAUUUCUCAGUACAGUGGAAGUCCACGGUACAAGCUCAGUAAUCAAUCACAGUAACUUUAUUUUUUGGUUAGAAUUUUUAAUUUUCUUACUUUUGGUUUUACUUUUUUCUUAACUCCCAGUUUCGAAGAACAUAUCUGCGCUCUGUUGCGUCAACAAGUGGUUCGGCACAAAAUCAAGUAGAAGACAUUGAAGGAGAAGUUUCCGAUGAUGACGAUAGCUGUAUCGCUAAGGUGCAGUUUCAUAAUUAUGUUAUCUUUAGCGAUUACAUAAGUUAACACAAAUCAGUUACCUAUAAGUAUUUGAUAAUGUUUAACGCUUUACACCAUUAGUUAUUUCUAUAACGUUUUCCACAUAUAAGUUUAUUGGUUGUCUCUGACUUGUUAUAAACAGGACAAUCGACCAAUCGAGAUACCAACGCAUAUUCCUAUGGCGGAUUUUACAAAUCCAGAGGACGAAGGUGUUCACUCAGUGGAUUGUGAACGUGGAACGCUCGUGUUACAUGGCAUGAUCGUGCACUCAGAAGUAAGAAACCAUCAAUACGCGAUGAUUGCAAUGCGGCCAUCUACUUGGUAAGCAGAGCAAACAUUGACGUCUGCUUUAUAUACUUUGGUUUAGAACACCAUAGCCUGGCCCGGUUAUUUUUAAUUUCAGCAUACAUUGUAUGAGGUUUAUAGGAUCUGGAGGCGGCACACCUCUAAGUCAUUUAAAUAACAUGUUAAAGAAAGUUCCUGUUGAAAUAUGAUCACCGUCAGAGAGAAUGAACUCUAGUGAGAUUACGUAAAUUUUUGUCAGUAACUUCCUGAUUUUAUCUUUCGUAGUUAAGCCUUGGGUAUGAUGGUUAACGUUUCCCUUUCAUGAGUACAGUUGUGCAAAACUAGUCUACUGAUAUUCAUAGGCAGACCGCAUUGAAAAACCUAAAGCAUUUUUAAUUUGUUGAUGCUACAUGGUAACACCUUAAAGUUGGGCUCGUUUGAUUUUAUAGGAUUGUGCACGACGGCCUUAAUAUGUAUGAAGUAGAAUUGACAGUGGGGUUGCUCAAGGACCUCGGCAGAAAAGAUCGCUACGACUCGUCAGGUUCGCCCUCUUUACAUACUUUUAAUUCAUUAACUGAAAAAGGCGUUUAUUCCAUAAACAAUACAGCCAUACUAUGAACCUGCCCCUUGUUACUUUAUUACUGAUUCCAGUUCUUACCUGUUGUCUGCAGUUACAUUCAUCUAUAUACAAAGUACCAGUGACCUCGCAAUUAAAAAGCCGCCCCUUCCAGAUAAAAGAGAGCAGAAGGAUAUACUGAAGAGGUAGGUUGGCUACAAAUAAGCCCUCAUAGACAGAAUCCAAAUGGUCGUUUUUCUCACCUUCAGGUUUUUCUUAUAGAUUGGUCUCCAGUGGAAAGGAUGGCCAGAGCGAUGACGACUGUAUUGAAAUAGACGACGACAAGGAAGGUAAGUCGAUUAUACUAUGUUUAACUUUAACUGAGAUAUAUGUAUGGUUUUUGAGAAAAAAAAGCAUGAAAAAAAGGAAGACAAAUAAAUGCUAAAUAAAGAAAUAAUGCGUGCAUUGCGUACCAAUUUAAUCGCAAAGAUUCUGAUGAUGUCUAUCCGGUGUAGUCUGUAGGCAAGCAUGGCUCAUGUCUGUAUGCAAGCACCCUCGCAGAACUAAAAAUGAGUGGGGACUAAUACGCGACUAACAUCAUUAUCAUUACCACAGUCAGUGGCAGUUUACUAAGUAAAAAAUUUCUCUUGUUGCAUCAGUUGACUAUCAACGAAUUUUUCAUAAAAUGGAAGCGUCUACAAGAGCGUUUGUUGGCUUGGAGCCACUCAAACAACAAUUUUUAAGAUUUGCCAAGACGGCAAUCUUAAAUCAAAAAAGGAAACAGCUUGGUUUCCACGUCGAAGAUAUGAGUUCCUGUUUACAUUUUAUAUUUCAAGGGAAUCCAGGAACUGGAAAGACCACCUUUGCACGCAAAGUUGCAGGUAUUUGUAGCAAUAUUUAAGGUGCACAAAAUUCAUGCAGGCUACUAAUUUUCGGUAUUUGAUUUCAUGAAAAAUACUCAACUUCUCAUCUGACGGCCUUCCGACUAAUUUGAAACGACGUAGGUAGUAUGAGUGUUUUUAUCAGCAAAACAACAGACCAUGCAGAAAGUAUUGAUACUCUCAGCAAUGAAAUGUAAAGAAAUACAAUCACUCUCUGAUGCUUUUGUGGGCUCGCCUACUGCUGUUUUUUCAAGUAGGGUUUUUUGGGAAAAAAGUCCCCGACCACGGUGUUUCACGAGUUGCAAAUUAUUUGUUAUUAAUUGAAUAAAAUUUUCCCACUGUCUUUAAUAUCACAGAACUGCUGUACAGUAUAAGGAAAAUUAAAAAGAGGAAAGUGGUAGAGGUCCAACGGGGGGACCUCGUUGGUCAGUUUCUGGGGUCAACUGAGGAAAAGACGGCCAACAAAAUAGAGGAGGCAAAAGGAGGCGUUCUAUUCGUAGACGAGGCGUACCGGUUAACUCCCAGAAGCUCGGGAACGGACUACGGGCGUAUCGCCAUCAACCAGCUGAUGGCGGCAAUGGAGAAAGGUGAUCUAGUGAUGAUUUUUGCUGGGUACCCUGCAGAAAUGAAGGACUUUCUAAAUUCAAACCCUGGACUUAAGUCCAGGAUAAAAUAUAAAUUUAAUUUCCCCAACUACUCCGUCAGCGAACUGGCCACUAUUCUUGAGAACGGAAUCACAGAAAGUGGAUUCCGUUUCGGUGGCGAGACGAGCUUGGUCGAAAUCCUUGAAAAAGAAACAACGGUACAGAUUCGCAGCGAGCAGAACGGAAGGCUGGCCAAGAAUAUUGUAGCAGAGGCGGUUAUAAAUUUAAGUAAUCGCCUCUCCUUUACAGAUGACGGUGUGAAAUUGGUUACCCUUGAAGAUGAUGACGUUAUUAAGGCAUGCAGGGCCUUUUGUGAUGUUCCUAACAAAGACAACAAAGACGCUCAAUCUGGAGAACCAGAGAAUACUGCGGCAGAAAAUAAAGAAUAA